AUGGGAAAGUCCAAUCAGUCUUCUGUGACAGAAUUUGUCCUACUGGGGCUUUCAGGCUACCCAGAGCUUGAGGCCAUUUACUUUGUACUGGUCCUAUAUAUGUACCUGGUGAUCCUACUGGGAAAUGGAGUCAUCAUCAUUGUAAGUAUCUAUGACUCCCACCUGCAUACCCCCAUGUACUUUUUCCUCAGUAACUUAUCAUUCUUGGACAUUUGCUACACCAGUUCUUCUAUCCCCUUAUUUCUCAGCAGCUUCUUAACUUCAAAGAAAACUAUUUCCUUCUCUGGGUGUGGAGUGCAAAUGUUUUUCUCCUUUGCUAUGGGAGCCACAGAGUGUGUCCUUCUAAGCAUGAUGGCGUUUGACCGCUAUGUGGCCAUCUGUAACCCUCUGAGAUACCCCAUCAUUAUGAGCAAGGCUUCAUAUGUGCCCAUGGUCUCUGGGUCCUGGAUUGCAGGGGGUGUCAAUUCUGUGUUGCAAACCUCUCUUGCAAUGCGACUUCCUUUCUGUGGAGAUAAUGUCAUUAAUCAUUUUACUUGUGAAAUCUUGGCUGUCUUGAAAUUGGCCUGUGCUGAUGUCUCCAUAAAUGUUCUUAGCAUGGUUGUUGCUAAUAUGAUUUUUCUUGUGGUCCCAGUACUUUUCAUUGUUGUUUCCUAUGUUUUCAUUCUCUUCACCAUCCUGAGGAUUCCUUCUGCAGAGGGAAGGCGCAAAGCCUUCUCCACCUGCUCCGCCCACCUAACAGUGGUGGUUAUAUUCUAUGGAACCAUCCUCUUCAUGUAUGCAAAACCCAAGGCUAAAGACUCUUCUGGUGCGGACAAAGUACAAGUCACAGACAAAAUCAUCUCUCUCUUCUACGGAGUUGUGACACCUAUGCUCAAUCCCCUCAUCUAUAGUUUGAGGAACAAAGACGUGAAGGCAGCUGUGAAGAAUAUACUGUGUCGGAAAUGCUCCUCAGAGGGAAGGUGA
Equus quagga is the source of this 963-nucleotide messenger RNA. Its product is annotated as olfactory receptor 13C7-like. Gene Ontology annotation, biological process: G protein-coupled receptor signaling pathway. The transcript has a single exon. The record is from RefSeq and is a predicted model, not a curated record. The coding region runs from base 1 to 963 and encodes 320 amino acids. Gene Ontology annotation, molecular function: G protein-coupled receptor activity; olfactory receptor activity. Lineage: Eukaryota; Metazoa; Chordata; Mammalia; Perissodactyla; Equidae. Gene Ontology annotation, cellular component: membrane.